GCGGGGCGGGGAUUGCGCUCGCUCGGUCGGCGGCGGCGGUAGAGACGGUGGCGAAGGGAGGCCGCAGGCGGCGGCGGCAGCAGCAACAACAACAACAACAACAACAACAACAACAGCAGCAGCAGCGGAAACCGCGGCAGCAAGGGCCCGCAGUAGCCAGUCAGGGCCCUCGGGGUGACGCCCCGCAGCUCCAGCAGGCCCAGGCCUCGGGCCGCUCCCUCCUGGCUCCCGGCCCCGGAGCCGCCAUGUCGGAGCUCAAGUCGGCGUCGGACACCUACAAGGGCUGGCUCUUCAAAUGGACCAACUACAUCAAGGGAUACCAGCGGCGCUGGUUCGUCCUGAGCAACGGACUGCUCAGUUACUACAGGACCCAGGCAGAGAUGGGCCACACCUGCCGUGGGACGAUAAACCUGGCCACUGCCAACAUCACCGUGGAGGACUCGUGUAACUUCAUCAUCUCCAAUGGGGGAGCUCAGACCUACCACCUGAAGGCCAGCUCUGAGGUGGAGAGGCAGCGCUGGAUCACCGCCCUGGAGUUGGCCAAGGCCAAGGCAGUCAAGAUGCAGGCUGAAUCAGAUGACUCUGCAGAUGAGGAGCCAGCCUCGCAGACGGACAAGACAGAAGUACAGAACACGCUCCGGACCCUCACCAGCAAGGUGGAGGAUCUAUCGACGUGCAAUGACCUCAUCGCCAAGCACGGCACGGCCUUACAGCGCUCGCUGAGCGAGCUGGAGAACCUCAAGCUGCCUCCCGAGAGCUCGGAGAAGAUUAAACAAGUCAACGAGCGAGCUACACUCUUCCGUAUCACCUCCAAUGCCAUGAUCAACGCUUGUCGCGAUUUCCUGCUCAUGGCACAGACUCACAGCAAGAAGUGGCAGAAAGCCCUCCAGCACGAGCGGGAGCAGCGGAUCCGGCUGGAGGAGACACUAGAGCAGCUGGCCAAACAGCACAACAACCUGGAGCGGGCGUUCCGUGGAGCCACGGUCCUCCCGGCCUCCAGCGCGCUCAGCACCGGCUCCGUCAAAGGGAGUACCAGUAGCCGGGACCUGAGUGACGAGGACGAUGAGAAUGAGUUCUUCGACGCGAUGGAGGACGUGGCGGAGUUUAUCACUGUACAGGCUGAUUCACGGUACCACAGAAGGACGGGCAGCAACAUCAGUGGAGCCAGCAGUGAAGGAAACUUUGAAGAUCAAAUAUUGGAAGAGCAGACGUCCAGCAGCAACACCAGCUCCAGCACCAGCACUGUGGAACUGGCCAACAAAGAGAGUGGGAGCAAGCAGGACCGGAGGUCCCGCAUUCCCGACAAACCCAACUACAGCCUCAACCUCUGGAGCAUCAUGAAGAACUGCAUCGGGAAGGAGCUGUCCAAAAUCCCAAUGCCGGUUAACUUCAACGAACCCCUGUCAAUGCUGCAGCGAUUAACGGAGGACCUGGAAUAUCACGAGCUCCUGGACAAGGCCUCCAAGUGCGAGAAUGCCUUAGAGCAGCUGUGCUACGUGGCUGCCUUCACCGUCUCCUCAUACUCCACCACCGUCUUCCGAACGGGAAAACCUUUCAACCCCUUGCUCGGGGAGACCUUUGAACUAGAUCGAAUGGAAGAUGAAGGUUUCCGCUCCAUCUGUGAGCAGGUGAGUCACCACCCUCCGGCCGCUGCCCAUCACGCAGAGUCCAAGUAUGGCUGGACGCUGAGACAGGAGAUAGCCAUCGCCAGCAAGUUCCGAGGCAAAUAUCUAUCCAUCAUGCCCCUGGGCACCAUCCACUGUACCUUCCAUCAAAGCAGCAACCACUACACGUGGAAGAAAGUCACCACCACCGUGCACAACAUCAUCGUGGGCAAAUUGUGGAUUGACCAGAGUGGGGAGAUCGACAUCGUGAACAAGAAGACGGGGGACAAAUGCCACCUAAAGUUUGCACCUUACAGCUAUUUCUCCCGUGAUGUGGCACGGAAGGUCACUGGCGUUGUGAUGGACAGCAUGGGGAAAGCUCAUUUCAUCCUCUCAGGCACCUGGGAUGAGAAGAUGGACUAUUCGCGGGUCCUGCACAGCAGCAAAGGAGAGAACAGCGCGGAGGGGAGGCAGAAGACUGUGUACGAGACCCUGCGGGGGAAGGAGCUGUGGAAGAGGCACAAAACGCCCGAACACGCAGACACGAUGUACUACUUCUCAGAGCUGGCACUGACCCUGAACGAGCCGGAGGAAGGGGUCGCCCCCACUGACAGCCGCCUGCGGCCUGACCAGAGGAUGAUGGAGAACGGCAGGUGGGACGAUGCUAACACGGAGAAGCAGCGGCUGGAGGAGAAACAGCGAGCCGUGCGGCGUAAGCGGGAAUCUGAUGCCAGCAGGACAUCGGAAGGAGCCACGCACGUGGAGUCGAGUUAUCGGCCGUUGUGGUUUGAGAAACGCGAGGACCCUUACACCAAAGAGCUGGUGCACCUCUACAAGGGUGGCUACUGGGAGGCGAAGGAGAAGCAAGACUGGCACCUGUGCCCGGAUAUCUUCUGAAGCCCAGUGUGCCCACUGCCCGGUGUGUGUGUGUGUGUGUGUGUGUGUGUGUGUGUGGGGGGGUGUGUGUGUGUGUGUGUGUAUGGGUGGGGCAGGCAACUGGCCUGGACUUGGACUGAGCCAUCGCUUCUGUCUGAUUUCCCCCCAGUGGGAGAGCCAGGAGGGGAAGAGCCUUGAAAGCCGAGGGGGAUGUUCACUUUCUCCCUCCUUCCGUCCCUCCCUCCCUCCCUCUCUUUCCGUCACUCCCGGGUGAAGAUUUCCAGCCACCAGGAUGAAAGAGGACCCAGUUGUAAAAUGGCACCUGAUAUAUUCUAUAUAAAAAAAAAAAUCAAAACUGUUCAUCGGGUUCUUUGAGAAAUCCGGCCUUCCUUUCUCAGACUACUCCCUCACCGCCUGUGGCCAUGUGGACCUUUUCUUUUUCGACCGUGUGCUCCUUAAUUCCCUCUGUCACCUGGGAGCUGCCGGGAUGACCCGGGCCUCCUGGGUGAUCGCUGGGGUUUUGUCCCUUUGUUUCUUCAUUCCUCGGACCCGCUGCUGGGACUGGUGGUGGGAAAGGGGUGUGGUGGGGUGGGAAGGUAUUGGGGAAGCCUGGUGGGGUCACAGGCAGCCGGAGGAAGGGAAGACCUGCGCGUGUACCCAGGCUGUCCACACUUCCCUGGCUGGGCCUCGAGUGCAGCCCGCCCUUGCCCCAGGGUGCGUGGGCUCCCUUUCAGAGCAGGCGUGGUGGGUGAGACGCGUUAACCUUGGCGUUGAGGAGUAGGGGGUUGGAGUGGAGUGAAGGGGUGGUUGGGCCUGUGCGCCUGCCUUUGAGCUGAAAGGAUCAGGUUCACAACUCCUGGGGAUUGAUAGGGUGGACUUCAGACCCGAGCUGCAGUUUCUACAGCUCAUGGGUUCCGCUGCUUGGUGACAAGGUCGGGUGGGGUGGGGCUGCUGUGUAUCUUUUUGUACAGAAACUGGUGCUGAGGUGUGAGAAGAUGGAUGGAGAGCGAGUGAGUAUGAGAGAGAGAGAGUAUCCUUGGGGGUUUCCCGAUAUGGGAGAGUUGGUGAGAAUGGAAGGGAGGGAGGGUGUGAUGCAUGUUCAGCUCCGCACUGCUGAGUGUGUGUGUGUUGGGGGGGGAGGGGGUGAGUAGGGAGGAAGGAGGAGGGGGCUAGGUCAGUGCAGCAGGGCCGAAUAUCUCCCCAAACCUCCCCCCCCACCCCCCCACACCAGCCAAGUUGAGACCAAGUGGCUCAAUGCAUUGUAAGGUGACGGGGUGGUAAACGGCUGUGGUGGGGUGAGAGUGGGUGCACAUCUCCACCUUUUGAAAUGUCAGCCAUGUGGGCUCAGUGCGUAGAGCACCCCCUUGCUGAGAGGAGGUCCUGAGCCUGAUCUCCCCCCCACCCCACUUUGCUCGCUCCACAAAGUCCAGCCCACUCUGCCCAUCAUCCAGACUGACACUCGCCCCCCACAAACACCCAGCAGCCUCCCCCCUCCUCCUCCUCCUCCCCCUCACCCCCUCCGCCCCCACACUUCUGAUACAGAGGGAGUGACGCACUGUCGGAGGAGGAGGCACAGCUGCAGGAGUGCCACACGAGCGGGAUGAGGCGCUAAGCUCGAAGUGGGGGGGCACUGGUGCCCCUCUGCCCAAUCAUCUGGGCAUCAAAGAUCCCACCGCCACCAUUUUGAAGAACAACAGUGGAUGGGGAGUGUGGAAGGGGAGAGAUUCCACACCACCCCCCCCCCGCCACCAACCAGCCUCCCCUCCCCCUCCCCCUCCCCCCCCCCCAACUUCCCUCCCUCUCCAAAGUCCUGGGGCCCAACUAUAACAUCCCUCAACCAACAUCACCUUUUUAAAAAUAACACAUGACAAAGGAAAACACACGGAUCAUCUGGUCGUUGAUCACAUUGCAGUUUGUGGGAUCUUGCUGUGCGUGGAUUGGCUGCCGCGUUCCCUACACUACAAACACUGAUUACAUUUCAAAUAAAAUACUUUUUGUUGCCUGUAAA
Carcharodon carcharias (great white shark) is the source of this 4488-nucleotide messenger RNA. Its product is annotated as oxysterol-binding protein 1-like. Gene Ontology annotation, cellular component: membrane; intracellular membrane-bounded organelle; cytosol. NCBI's taxonomy places the organism in Eukaryota, Metazoa, Chordata, Chondrichthyes, Lamniformes, Lamnidae. Bases 246 to 2501 code for a protein of 751 amino acids. The record is from RefSeq and is a predicted model, not a curated record. The transcript is spliced from 14 exons. Gene Ontology annotation, molecular function: sterol binding.